Messenger RNA from Passer domesticus (house sparrow), 1769 nucleotides. Its product is annotated as heparan sulfate glucosamine 3-O-sulfotransferase 1-like. The transcript is spliced from 4 exons. The record is from RefSeq and is a predicted model, not a curated record. Gene Ontology annotation, molecular function: [heparan sulfate]-glucosamine 3-sulfotransferase activity. Bases 561 to 1490 code for a protein of 309 amino acids. Lineage: Eukaryota; Metazoa; Chordata; Aves; Passeriformes; Passeridae.
UGUUAAUGCAUUUAUGUGGAGCGGGCCGUGCCAGUGGCUGGCGGCGCGGCGGGUGAGGAGCGCGGGCAGCGCCGGCCCCUCCGCUCCGCUCCGCUCCGCGCAGGGCGAGCCGCGGCCGCGGCGCUCUCCAUGGCUCCGGAGGAGCUUCAUCUUCUCCGCUGACGCCAAAGUGAGGAAGACUUGCUAAUUAAUUUACAUACGAGGGAAUGAUGUCUGAAGGAAGGAAAAAAUACCCCGUUGCACCUGCUCCGCCGAGACUUGUCAUCUGAAUCUGGAGGAGAGCUAUAAAUCAUGUAAAGUGUUCGCGGUGGAGUCGGCUGCUUCUGAGAGCUGUAGGAUUAUGUAUCCAAAUGCUGAAUUUAUAUUUCCCACUAGGAAAAGACUGAAACUCAGAUGGAGCAACCAAGCAUAUACUGUGAGCUGUUACAUAGGAAACGUUGGAUGCUUCAGAAGCUUGCUGUGUGCUUACCACGGGUUCUGCCAACCAUCUCAAGAGGGGACUCACCUAUUCUUUCAUUAAUUGAGCAAAACAUUAUCUUGAAAUAAUUAUUCCUCUCCACAUGGCCUUCCUACUCGUGUCAGCUUAUCUUCUGCUGACUCAUGCUCGGGGUGCUCCUGUUGAGAAUGGGGCACUCUUGGAAACACUGAAGUCACAAGUGGGAUUAUUCAGCAAUAAAAGUGAACACUAUUCAGCACAGGUGAGACCUCCUGGCACCAGCCGACAAAUACCUCAGACAAUCAUCAUAGGAGUUCGUAAAGGAGGGACCAGAGCUUUGCUGGAAAUGUUGGAUAUUCAUCCUAACAUUGUGGUGGCAGCUACAGAAGUCCACUUCUUUGACUGGGAUGAAAAUUAUGUGAAAGGAAUAGACUGGUAUAGAAAUCUGAUGCCAUUUUCUUAUGGAAACCAAAUUACAAUUGAGAAAACACCAGGCUAUUUUACAUCACCACAGGCUCCAGGAAGAAUUCAUGACAUGAAUAGCUCCAUUAAACUGUUGCUCAUUCUAAGAGAUCCCACUGAGAGAGUUAUAUCUGACUAUACCCAAGUGUAUUACAACAGAGUAGAAAGUCACAAGCCUGUUCAGCUCUUUGAAGAUAUUGUUAUUAAGAAUGGAGUGCUUAAUACCAAAUACAAAGCUAUUCAGAGAAGUCUAUACGAUGUCCAUAUGGAAAAGUGGCUUAAGCAUUUCAGUUUGGAUCAGAUUCACAUAGUGGAUGGCAAUACUUUGAUCAAGGACCCUCUUCCUGAGUUACAAAAAGUUGAAAGAUUUCUAAAUCUUCCAUCCCGAAUUAUGUCUUCUAAUUUUUAUUUUAACCAAACCAAGGGAUUCUACUGCAUCAGAAGUGAUGGGAGGGAGAGAUGUUUACAUGAAUCCAAAGGGCGUCCCCAUCCUCUUGUUAACAGCACUGUUUUAGAACAACUGUAUUCUUACUUCAGAGAGCACAAUGCAAAAUUUUACAGGAUGGUUAAUCAUUCCUUUGACUGGCAUUAACACAUUUGGGGGUCAAUGUUUCUUAAAAAGGGCCUGAGACAAACUUUCAGACAUGCCUUUCUAAACUGUAAAGACUCGUGUUAUGAGAAUUAACACACUGGUUAUAUGCUUCAUUGGGACAACGCAUCUCUUGACUCAUUGAAAGGGUACUCCUUCUGUUGGGAAAAAUAAGUUUUAUGUAUUUGUAUGAUUAUUGGGAGUCAUAUUCUGAUCUUUUUCUCACAUGCAAAUACAAUAACUUCAGCAAACUUAGCAAAGGUGUAUCUCUACAAGAUUUCU